This is a messenger RNA of Ipomoea nil (Japanese morning glory), 1832 nucleotides long. Its product is annotated as glucan endo-1,3-beta-glucosidase 11-like. The transcript has 3 exons. NCBI's taxonomy places the organism in Eukaryota, Viridiplantae, Streptophyta, Magnoliopsida, Solanales, Convolvulaceae. The coding region runs from base 431 to 1606 and encodes 391 amino acids. Gene Ontology annotation, biological process: carbohydrate metabolic process. Gene Ontology annotation, molecular function: hydrolase activity, hydrolyzing O-glycosyl compounds. Gene Ontology annotation, cellular component: plasma membrane. The record is from RefSeq and is a predicted model, not a curated record.
CUCAACAAGAACACUCAUACACUAUUAUUUAUAACUCUCACACUCCAAAGGCAGAAUCUUUACACCUCUUACGCUCUCUCACUCCAUAUUCUAAACCCUCCCCUGGAAAACGACCGCCUAAAACCCAACCCAAGAAACCCCCGGCCCAAAACCGCCCUUCUCUGCCGCCGUGGACCACCACAUUCAAGAAUUCGAGGGGGAGAAUAAAAAGAAGAAACUCUCUAUCUUUUCUUUGUUUCCUUGCCCUUGCUACACUUGUACUUGUGUUGAGGAAAACCCGGAAAUUUAUUGCGUUUGCCAUGUAAAGUACCUGGCUUUAAUGAUCAUCUUGGCAGAGGGUAGUGGACAGAGAUAAAGAAAGCAAGAAAGAAAGAAAGAAAACGUGGGUGUCAUCGGAGGGACACAACGGCGUCGUUUUAGCUUCGGAGGGAUGGGGAUCCCGCUAAAGUGUCUCCGAUCCAUCCUUCUGCUCUUCAUCCUCCUCAACCAUCAGGCUCAACAAACAGCAAGAGCGUUCACGGGAACUUAUGGGAUUAAUUAUGGAAGACUAGCGGAUAACAUCCCUUCACCAGAUAAAGUUGUUAAACUCCUUAGAGCAGCAAAGAUUAAGAAUGUUAGAAUUUAUGAUUCAGAUCACAGUGUCAUCAAGGCCUUUACGGGGACUGGACUUGAGUUGGUGGUUGGGCUUACUAAUGGCGAAGUGAAGGAUGUGAGUGCUAAUGCAGAUCACGCGCUGAAUUGGGUGAAAGAUAACGUGAAUGCUUUCCUGCCCGAUACAAACAUUGUUGGGAUUGCUGUUGGCAAUGAAAUUUUGGCCGGGAGUGAUUACGAACUAUCAACUUCUUUGUUGAACGCUGUAAAGAAUAUACACAACGCCACGAAGAAGCUAGGGAUAAGCGAUAAUAUUCAGAUAACAACUGCACACUCGCAGGGCGUUUUCAAUAAUUCAUACCCACCCUCGUCGUGUAUUUUUAGAGAGGAUGUUUCCCAGCUCAUGAAGCCACUUUUGGAGUUCUUCUCCGAGAUAGGAUCACCGUUCUGUUUAAAUGCCUACCCAUUCUUGGCCUACACAUACAACCCAGACAAGAUUCAUAUUAACUAUGCUCUCUUUAAGUCCAAUGAUGGGAUUUAUGAUAAUGCAACUCAUCUUCAUUAUGAUAAUUUGCUCGAUGCACAGAUCGAUGCGACCUAUGCAGCACUGGAGGAUGCUGGGUUUAAAAAGAUGGAAGUUAUAAUAACAGAGACAGGCUGGGCGUCUCGUGGGGACCAGAAUGAACCUGCUGCCACAGCUGACAAUGCUAGGACAUUCAAUUAUAAUUUGCGGAAAAGACUUGCAAAGAGGAAAGGAACUCCAAUGAGGCCAAAACAUGUUUUGAAGGCAUACAUUUUUGCACUGUUUAACGAGGAUUCGAAGCCAGGCCCAACAUCUGAGAGGAACUAUGGGUUGUUCAAAGCUGAUGGGAGCAUCUCUUAUGAUAUUGGUUUUCAUGGAUUGGAAGAUUCAUCUGCAGUGUCUUCGCUUUUGUCUUUGAAGGGAUUCAGAGCUCGAGGGUUGUGUUUCUCGCUGUUAGCAACCUCGGCUUCACUGCUGCUGCUAUGGUUAUGACAACAAUUUUGGUGUCCUCAUUCUAGUUUAAGGUUACCCAGUUAACAAUGAAAUGAAAUUCUAUAGUGGAAUUGUGAGAGGUGAUGAUAUGAGAGAUCCAGGCAGAAUAGAUGGUAGUGAUAUACAUGAAUGCAGGUUUUUACUUAUAGAGGUGACUGAUUGUCUUUACUCAUGCAUUCAGCUAUGUACAUCUGUCAAUAUGAAAUAAUCUCUUUUUUUUCUCCUA